AUGCCUAAUGAAAGUGAUUUCGAACGUGAUUAUAUCCAGGAAUCCGGAAAUCAUGCAGCUCAUCACGAUCAGCGCUCGACGGUCAGUCGAAGUCAUUCCGCAGGCGGUUCAGAACGUCAAGGAGCCAGCAAGGUCAACAGAAAUAUCAACAGAUUCUCUAACUUCGUCAAAUCCGGAAUGGAAGCGUACAUUCUUGGCGAAUCGCGAAUGAAUGGACAACCUGGCGAGAAGCAUGAAGUUAUUAUCAGUGGUCCAUUGGUACAAUGGCGUCCCAUACAGCAAUACUACACAUGUACAGUGGAUAAACCGAAAAAGGAGACAAAACUGAAGGGAUUGAAGAGUUUUAUUGCCUAUUCACUUACCUCAACACUUAGUCGGAUACAGGUCUCUCGUCGUUUAAAGCAUUUGAUUGUUCCAUUAUCAACUCUCGAGCAAAUACAUCAUGAAUUGAUACGCCUUUGCCCGAGAAGCAAGUAUCAGGACGCUAUGAGGACGAUCUCAUCGACCACCGAAAACAUAUUCUACAAUUGUGGGUGA
Messenger RNA from Cooperia oncophora, 537 nucleotides. NCBI's taxonomy places the organism in Eukaryota, Metazoa, Nematoda, Chromadorea, Rhabditida, Trichostrongylidae. The record is from the annotation of a GenBank genome assembly.